Entamoeba invadens IP1 is the source of this 819-nucleotide messenger RNA. RefSeq lists its product as hypothetical. The transcript has a single exon. The record is from RefSeq and is a predicted model, not a curated record. NCBI's taxonomy places the organism in Eukaryota, Evosea, Mastigamoebida, Endamoebidae. The coding region runs from base 1 to 819 and encodes 272 amino acids.
AUGGAAAAGCAAUUUCUAGUCGACGCAGAGUGCGGCAAAGAAACGCACCGUGUUGUUAUUGAUCAAACAGUCUUGAAGUGGACACUUUUCCAAAAGCGGAUGUCUAAAGCCUUCCGACAGCUUCCGCCCGUUUAUGUCAUGAUAUACUGUGGUGUCAAUGGUACGACUCUAGUGAACGAUCAAGAGACAUAUCUCAAGUUUUAUGUUGAGAGUUUUGGAAUAGUGAAAGUGCACUUGGGUCAAAAGGAACGUCUGAAAAUUACUAAACAGGAAUUGGUCGAGUGGUUAACCAAAACUGUUGCAGUGAAAUGUCUAAGUGAUAAAGAAAGGAAGGAAGAAGUCUUCUGGUCUGAGUUGUCAAACUUAUUUGAAGACAAUGAAGUACAACACGCCGGCAAAGUUUUAGUUGACAUCGUCAACAAAAAGUGUAAGACUGUCACUCAAGAAGACGUUGAAAGGGUUAAAGAAGAAGAAAAAGAGUUAACAGUGAAGUACCAUAUGGUCUUCUUACGACAUGUCACAUUCAUCUACCCAACAAAUGUCAAAAAAAUGACUAAACAUAUUAAAGUGUGGAGAGUAAAGAACAACGGGAAUUGGCAAUGGCCUAAAGGAUGUUAUGUUGGCUAUUGGAAUGGAACUAAAAUCUCGCCAGAGAAGUCUACAUUCCCAAUACAGCCUAUAAUCGGAGCAAAUCAAAUAGAAGUCGCUUUUGAAUUCUCCGUUGAGAACGAAGGAAAUUGUUCGACGGAAUGUAGACUGUUUACACCGGACGGAUUACCUUUUGGUGAUGUUCUAAAGAUUGACUGCGUCGUCAUUUAA